CGCAUCACUCGUGAGUCGUGCAAUCACUGCAGUUCGGACUGUCAAACUGUAUGUGAAUGUUUGAGAAUGUUGCAACAUUUGUAUCUCCAGUGUAACACUUUCUGUCACCGAACGUUCUAAUAUUUGGCGGGAGGGGACGCGACGCGACAGGUACGCUACAGGUUUAAAGAGAACGAAUUACUGUGAAUUAUUAGAAUCAAAUGCAUGUCUCUCAAGAGUUUCUGGAGGUUACAUCGGGCUUUGAAAAUGACACAAGCCUGUGGAUUUGCUCUCAGGACACUAAAUGGAUUAAACAGUGUCACUGCCAAGAGGUUAAACUGCACAACACUGGCAUCCAGUGCAUCUACAUUAAACCUUCUCAAAGACUGGAGGAAUCUACACACCAGUUUACACAACCAUAGAUGCUUGUUGCUGAGGGGAGUGUGUCAGAGACCACAUUUUGAAAUGCUAACUCCUUUAAAUGUAAAAUCCAGUUUACAAAUGAGAUCGCAGUCCACAACAUCCUCCACCAUGUCAGUGCUGAAACAAGGAAGCAUGUCGGGAAAAAGGACUUUUAAGGGACCAAGAACCAAACAACCUUCACGAACCAACCAGCCGAGUCUGGAGGAGGACAUGAUGCAGUGCAUCGCAUACGCAACUGCAGAUCAGUACCAUUUACCAACCCUCUGUCACGAUCUCAUCGCUCAUGACUUUGCUGAAAUCAAAGAAUUUCCCAGAGAUGCUUCUAAUGUUUUGGUGAUGGGAACAGAGAGCGCUGCAAAACCUUAUGAUAGUGGCACAAUAUUCGUCUUCAGAGAAGGCUCUGUGGUGUUCUGGAAUGUUGAAGAAAAAACUGUAAAGACAGUGAUGAGGAUACUGGAACAGCAUGAAAUUCAACCCUAUGAAGUCGCCCUAGUCCACUGGGAAAAUGAAGAGAUCAAUUAUACAGUAGGAGAGGGUAAUUCAAAGCUCCAUCGUGGAAUUUUCUUGUUUAAUGAAGAGCUGGAUUAUGACCAGGUUGUUCUGGAGAAGUUUGCAUUUUCCAAUGCUUUAUCACUGUCAGUAAAACUAGCAAUAUGGGAGGUCUCUCUGGACAACUUUGUUGAGUCCAUCCAGUCAAUUCCUGAGCUGCUGAAGUCUGGACAAAGAGUGAAACUGUCCAGAGCUGAAGUUAUGCAGAAGAUAGGGGAGCUCUUUUCCUUGAGGCACUGCAUAAAUCUCAGCUCUGACUUACUGAUAACACCUGAUUUCUACUGGGACAGAGAAGAUCUUGAGCAGCUCUAUGACAAGACCUGUCAGUUCCUCAAUAUUAACCGGAGAGUCAAGGUUGUGAACGAGAAGUUACAACACUGCACUGAACUUACAGACUUGAUGAGGAAUCACCUCAGUGAGAAACACAGUCUCAGACUGGAGUGGAUGAUCGUUGUACUGAUUGCUAUUGAGGUGAUGUUUGAACUUGCUCGUGUAAUCUUCUGAAGACCCACAGAUGCAGUCUUAAAAUGGCAUACAGUGACUUUUUGUAAACCAGCAAAUAAUUUUGUUUUCUAUAGAUGAAGUUCUCAUUGAUAAAUCAUCGUGUCUUUUGCUAAUCUUAUU
Carassius carassius (crucian carp) is the source of this 1575-nucleotide messenger RNA. RefSeq names its product required for meiotic nuclear division protein 1 homolog. NCBI's taxonomy places the organism in Eukaryota, Metazoa, Chordata, Actinopteri, Cypriniformes, Cyprinidae. The transcript has 12 exons. The record is from RefSeq and is a predicted model, not a curated record. Bases 205 to 1455 code for a protein of 416 amino acids. Gene Ontology annotation, biological process: positive regulation of mitochondrial translation.